CUCGCACACGCAAUCAAGAGAAGCGAGCUUUGGCACACAAUGUUAUCUCAGUGUGAGGUCGCCGUAAUACCAAACUUUCAACAGCAUACUCAGUGAACCGAGUGAACCAAACAUUUUCAUCGAUUAUUCGCUAAAAUGUGCUGCCAAGAAUCUCAAAUGCCCACGGAACCCUGCAUCUUCAAGAGUCCGUUGGACAGGGACAUUAGUAAGCUGCCAGAAUGUCCGAUCUACGACUUUCUGUAUCAAAAGAUAAUAGAGCGAGGAAUGGAUAAAACCGACAAGCCUUGGGUGGUGGACACUUCCACUGGGACUACUGUCUACUUCAAGGACAUCGACCCUCACUCAAGGAACGUUGGAAGCGCCCUGACCCGCCUGGGAUUUAAAAACAGGGACAUCCUUUACUUUGUCACCUAUGAAACAUCCGUACUCUACCUCAUCCAGUUAGGAAUUUGGAGGAUCGGUGGAGGAGCGCGUGGAGGAUUUCAAGGCGAAGCUCCUGAGGAAUUUGCUCGGCAAAUGAGGGAGUCGAAAUCUCGGUUUGUGCUCGUGGACAAGGAGACAUAUUCCAAGAUGUUGGAGGCAGUCAAACUGCUAUCUUGGCCGGUUACUGUUAUCUCCUUUGAUGAUGUUGGCAAUCCAGAUGUGGUCUUGGUAACGUCACUGAUCGAGGACGACGGCACUGCCUUGCCGGAGAAAGUGGACAUCAAGCCAAAGGAAAACAUUAUUUGCAUUCCUAACACCAGUGGUAGCACCGGGCUGCCAAAAGGCGUUUGCCACACGCACUUUAGUUUCACCACCCUUAACUUUGAUCCAAAAGCGGUUGAUGUGUUCAGUGGACCUUUCAUGACUCCAAUGAGCAAUUACGCCAAUGGCAGCUACAUGGUCACCUGCAGCUCGAUCUAUUACGGCAGUACAGUCUUCCACCUUGGGAAAUUCCAAAAGGAAAGCUACUUUGAUGUGAUGGCCAAGUAUAAACCCGGCAACGUCCUGAUGUACCCGUUUGUUGCCAACUGGUUUGCGCGCUGUGACGAUUUCGAAAAAUAUGAUUUGAGUUUUCUCAAACUCAUCACCAUCGUGGGAUCGGUGCUGGAUCCAACCACUGCGAAGUUGAUCAAUCAGAAAUUGCCAGGCGCAAAGAUUGUCCAGUUCUAUGGCAUGACAGAAGUGAUCAACGUUUCUAACACCCAAGUGGACGACCCAGAAAACGAGUUUAUAAAUAAAAACCUCGCUUCCAAGGAGAAUAUGGGAGAGCUGUGCGUUACUUCAGGGAAACUAGUGCCAUAUGUGGAGGCUAAAAUUUUGGACGUGAACACAGGUAACACCCUGGGGCCGAACGAAAGAGGCGAACUCUACGUCAAAACGCCAAUGCUCAUGAAAGGCUAUCUCAGAGAGGGACAUGAAAUGCCUGUUCUAGAGGAUGUAACUGAGGAUGGAUUUUUCAAAACCGGAGACAUCGCCUUCUUUGACGAAAACUCGAACAUUUACAUCUUGGAAAGGACCAGUUUCCUGUUCAAGUAUUACAUGUUCAUUGUAUCACCGACCGAAAUAGAGACAUGUAUCAAACAACACCCCGACGUGCUGGAAGUAGGGGUGGUCGACAUCCCUAACCCUGAGUGCACAAGCGUAGCCAGGGCCUUCAUCCGCAAAAAGCCCAACUCUAAGUGCACGGAAGCGGAUCUCGUCAAGUUUGUUGCUGACCGGCUGCCUGAGCACAAACAAUUGCACGGCGGGGUGCAGUUUGUAGACAAAUUACCUGAAAGCAAGGGAAACAAACUGGAUAGAAAUGCGCUCAAGAAAAUGGCACUUACCUCAUAAAAUGUUGAAUAGCCAUAUUUCACAAAAAAUUCCAACAAAGUUUUGAUCUAGUGUCCUAGAGAGAUUCAUUUUUUAUGCAGAAGAGAGAGUUGCAACUGAAAUAAUAAAAUGAGAAAAAUAAAAAAAAUCCAAUUUUCGGUUCAGAAGGUAUGACAUACGACAGAGACAUUAAUAUCUUACUUAAGUGAUCAACAAAAUCGAGUAUUUAUCUGACGUUAAGAAUCGUUUCAUCUAACAAAACAAUCAAAAAUUCCUUUUGCCUGAUUGUGCUUAUCAUUACUCUUGCCGUUUCAAUAUAAUAUCAUUGUUGUACAAAGUGCUGGUUAUUAUCUGGUGGGAACUAUAGUUUGAACUAUAAGUGUGUAUACUCUAGACAUAAUAUAUAUUAAUUACGAAAGUAAUAAUGGAGCUAAUCUUAAUGUAAUACAAAAUAUUGAUAACUGUCUGACUCGCGUGGUCUGGCAAUUAAAGGCUUCUGAUCAAACACAUAUUAUUCAAGACUUAAAAUUAGUCCCCAAUUUUAUUAGGAAAUGCACGAGAUAUAAUAUUAUGUAAAAUAUUGUUGCAAUAACUAUGGUGAUCAAUAAUUAUCAUAAUAAUACAAUUUUAGGAAUCAAAUAAUAAACGUUUUUAAUGUUGUUUUACCGAGGAGUUGAUUGGCCCUUUCUUGUUGAAAAUUUUUGAAAUAAAUAGAGAACAAUUUAAUAUUUUAGCAAAA
Cloeon dipterum is the source of this 2533-nucleotide messenger RNA. RefSeq lists its product as uncharacterized. The coding region runs from base 136 to 1815 and encodes 559 amino acids. The record is from RefSeq and is a predicted model, not a curated record. NCBI's taxonomy places the organism in Eukaryota, Metazoa, Arthropoda, Insecta, Ephemeroptera, Baetidae. The transcript is spliced from 9 exons. Gene Ontology annotation, molecular function: CoA-ligase activity.